AUGGGAGAAAAGAAGAGUAUUGGGAUUACAGAGACUUCUAAACAGCUUCAUGGAUACACACUCACCUUUGAAAACAUCUCGUGCCAUGUAAAUUCUGGCUCGAUAUUCAAUCGUACUGUUGUGGCAGCUCUUGAGAGUGCGUCUGGGUAUGUCGAACCAGGGACGUCGCUUGCUGUGCUUGGUGCAUCUGGAGCAGGGAAAACUACUUUGGUCGACAUUCUCUCUGGACGCAAAAAUGUGGGCAAAGUAGGCGGAACAUACCUCGUGAACGGCAAACGCCCAGACCGUUUCUUCAGAAUGAGGGCUGGAUACGUCACUUACGACAUGGCUCACGUACCAACCAUGACUGUCUCAGAAACGGUCUUGUUUGCUGCUCGUUGUCGAAUGCCUCGCGGUACGACAGAUGCUGAACAUAGAGCCCGUGUUGAUCAAGUACUGCAACAAUUGAGGUUGAGCCAUAUCGCUGAUACUUAUAUUGGCGACGAGUUGGUUCGUGGUGUCUCGACUGGUGAAAAGAAACGUACGGAAAUCGCAACUGAAAUGGUUGCUUCGCCACGAGUAAUGUUCUUGGACGAGCCGACGUCUGGACUAGAUGAUUAUGGUGCAAAAUUCACCAUGCAGCUGGUCUUGCAAUAUGUAAAGGCCGAGAACGUUACUGUCGUCACUGUUAUUCAUCAACCCAGUGAAGCCGUCUUCAACCUCUUCGACUCUUGUCUACUUCUUGGAGCUGGCAGAACAUGCUACUUUGGUCCUAUCCCAGCAGCAAGAGAAUUCUACGCUACAAUGGGCCACCCAGUCCCAGAGCUCACCAACGCCAUCGAACACUAUCUGGAUGUAAUCGCAGCUGCACCGCUAGAUUCCGCCUCCUACUAUGCUUCAUCAGCAGUCGGCCAAGCCAACGAUGCCACACUAAAGAAUCUCAUCUUGGCGAGCUCAGGUCAAUCUCUGCCACAGCUCGACUUCUCAGACAACUUGUAUGAGACCACGGUAUUCAGACAAUUCUACCUCAACUUGGUCCGAACUAUACAACGAUACAGACGGAAUCCAUCUACCUCAUUUGGACGUGUAUUUGUAUCCUCCUGCAUAUCCCUCAUCUUUGGUGCCAUCUUCUGGAGGGUGUCUUCAGAUCAUUCUAUUGGUGGACUUCGUAAUGCUACUUCUCUUGUGUCGGCGCUCGCUUUCUUGCCAGCAUUCACUGCUGGAGCGGCCAUUCCACAAUUCUUGGAAGACAGAGCUUUAUAUAUUCAAGAAACGGCUUCGGCUUUCUACUCUCCCAUGCCAUAUUAUCUUGCCUACUCGCUGGUCGAAAACACGGUUACCAUGGUGGUCACUUUGAUUCAAGCUACGAUUGUGUUUUACAUGGCACAAUUGAAUCCCACGUAUUUUGGUCUCUUCAUUGCCAUGCUGAUUAUGCAAUCAUGGAUCUCUACUGCAUCAACUCAAAUGAUCUCAGCUUGGUCAAAGACUUUGGUCCAGGCGUACACCGCUCUGAUAAGCUACGGCUUGGUAUUAUUCUUGUUCUCAGGUGGACAAUCCGGAAACCAGCAAUUGAGUCCAGUACUAGCUUGGAUACCCUACAUUUCGUACUGGAGAUGGACUGUACAAUACUUGCUAUACCAAACUACACGAGGCUAUGUGUUGAUUUGCGAUCCAACAUCCAUCAUCCCACUGCCAAUGAACGGUAUCAUCCCGAUCAUUGACGCAAGUGUCGGCGCCUCAUUGAACUCGACCAUAACAAGAGACUUAGCAGCUAAUGCAACAAACUAUGCCUUUGUCAAGACUCAACUCGGAUACAUCCAAAGUCUCAGUGCCGUAAACACAUCCGUCUUAGCUCCAUACGUAGCUGCAGGUGCCAUUCCGGCCUCAGUAUUCACAACAGUAGCAACGAAUGAAGGUGCGGCAUUCGUGCAGGCUCUUCCAUAUCUCCCUGCUGGAUCAAGUGCAGCUACAUUGACUGGACAAGUAACUUAUGCUGGUGCUAUUGGGUUAUGGGAUGGCGCUUCUGUAUUGGCAAAGGCGCCGUUUGCUGUAUACCCUGACUUGUCGUAUUGUGCCGUUCCAUCAGCAGACUCAUUCAUCGAGUCUAUAUACAAUGUCAACCCCAACUCUCCAAACGCCAACGCGACAUCUUAUGGAUAUGCAUUCCUAUUUUUUGUUAUUCAUUGGACGCUUGGAUAUAUUGGAAUUCUUGUCAGUCGAACCUACAAGGCCCGAUAA
Molecule: messenger RNA, 2217 nt
Organism: Synchytrium microbalum
Lineage: Eukaryota; Fungi; Chytridiomycota; Chytridiomycetes; Synchytriales; Synchytriaceae
Exons: 10
Coding region: 1-2217 (738 amino acids)
Cellular component (GO): membrane
Molecular function (GO): ATP hydrolysis activity; ABC-type transporter activity; ATP binding
Source: RefSeq, a predicted model, not a curated record